This is a messenger RNA of Pteronotus mesoamericanus, 2166 nucleotides long. RefSeq names its product histone H1.0. The transcript has a single exon. Gene Ontology annotation, biological process: negative regulation of DNA recombination; nucleosome assembly; chromosome condensation. The record is from RefSeq and is a predicted model, not a curated record. Gene Ontology annotation, cellular component: nucleosome; nucleus. Lineage: Eukaryota; Metazoa; Chordata; Mammalia; Chiroptera; Mormoopidae. Bases 314 to 898 code for a protein of 194 amino acids. Gene Ontology annotation, molecular function: structural constituent of chromatin; nucleosomal DNA binding; double-stranded DNA binding.
CUGAGCGCCAGACGCGGAGCUGGGAAAAGAGAGGCAGCGGAGGCGGUGUCAGAGCCAGAGCCAAAGACAGAACCAGAGCCAGGGCCAGAGUCGCAGCCGCACGCAGAAACACACCGACCGGCGGGGCUGGGCACGCAGAACCGGUCCAGCGAAUUGUCCCGCGACGCGAGCCAGGUCCCAGAGAACCGGGCUUCGGACUGGCCUGGGAGUCAGGGACGCGAAAGCCGAUCCCGAGUCGGGUUUUGCUCGGCCUCCGACGGGGGCUGGCCUUUUUGAAGGCACCUUCUUCAAUAGCAAGACCAAGCAGCCCACCAUGACCGAAAACUCCACGUCUACUCCUGCUACCAAGCCCAAGCGGGCCAAGGCUUCCAAGAAGUCUACAGACCACCCCAAGUACUCAGACAUGAUCGUGGCUGCCAUCCAGGCAGAGAAGAACCGCGCUGGUUCCUCGCGCCAGUCCAUCCAGAAGUACAUCAAGAGCCACUACAAGGUGGGCGAGAAUGCCGACUCGCAGAUCAAGUUGUCCAUCAAGCGCCUAGUUACCACCGGGGUCCUCAAGCAGACCAAAGGAGUGGGUGCUUCGGGGUCUUUCCGGCUGGCCAAGAGCGAUGAGCCUAAGAGGUCAGUGGCCUUCAAAAAGACGAAGAAAGAAGUCAAGAAGGUGGCCACGCCAAAGAAGGCAGCCAAGCCCAAGAAGGCAGCCUCCAAAGCCCCCAGCAAGAAGCCCAAAGCCACCCCAGUCAAGAAGGCCAAGAAGAAGCCGGCUGCCACGCCCAAGAAAACCAAAAAACCCAAGACUGUCAAAGCCAAGCCAGUCAAGGCAUCCAAGCCUAAGAAGGCCAAACCAGUGAAACCCAAAGCCAAGUCCAGUGCCAAGAGGGCCAACAAGAAGAAGUGACAGUGAAGCUUUUCUUGUGGACACUCCUGCCUGUCUCCUUAUUUUCUGUAAAUACUUUUUUCCUUCUCUUAAUCCUCAUCUGCAGCCCCUUCCCCCUUUGUAUUCUGACUUAAUGGGAGGCAGAAUUUGGAUUUUUCAGAAAUUAGGGAAUAGUUCAUUUUUCCUUAACCAGUCGUGCAAGGACAGCAAAAACAAUCUCAUCUCUGUAAUGAUGAGAAAUACUUUGUUCUGUUAAUUUGUUAUUAAUCUAAGGGUUUGGGGUGGGUUGGUGUGUUUUGUUGAUAUGAAGGUAAAAGUGGGGAGUGGGCGGUAUCAGAAAGACAGCUUGUCCUGGCUAGUUGAGAGGGAGCCCAGGAAUUGUGAGGUUUGUAGGAGUAUCUUUUAAGACAAGUGAGCUUUAAAUUGAGCAGCCCUUGAGAGUUUCAGAACCUUGUUGGGGAGGAGAGGGGUGGCAGCAGCUGGACACCAAGUAGGGAGGUGGAAUAAACCCUCUGGGCUGACUUCCACCUCCCAAUGGUGAGCAGUGGGGGAUCCAAAUCCAGUUUCCUUCUCACUUCUGUUAGUCCUUGUGGCCUCCCUAUUGUCCUGGGGGAAGGGAGGGGGUGUCAAAAUGACAGCUGGUCUGAGAAGCUGUGGCUUCUCUCAGCUGGAAACUAGCCAUGGGGGGGAGGGUCUUUGUGGCUUCGGAAAGUCUCCUGUUAUGGGAGUGGAAACUUUGGGGGAAGGGUGGGGAGUCAGUCAGCCAAGUGCCUCAGUGAGCCCUAUUGAAACUUGGGUUUUUCCACGCAAUUGGAUUGUAUUCCCCUGGUUUUUGGUUCCUCCUGUACAAGAGGUGGCUUUGGUGGUCUGGUGAGUCUCCAGCCCUGCCACCGCCACUUAAAAACUUCCCGACCUCUUUUACUUCUGAGUAUUUUCUAAGUAGUGGUAGAUGGGGGAGGGGUAGUGGGCGGGGAGUGGACAGUAAGACAUACUGCAGUCGUUUUUUCAAUCGCUAAGUAGUUUUACAGAGCUAGGUCUGUGUAUGUGCGUGUAAAUGUGUAUAUAUCUAUCUAGAGCUAGCACUUAACGUUUCACACACGGGAGCUGGGAGAAAAAAACCUGUACAGUCGUCUUUUCUCAUAAUAUAGGAAAGCGCACAAUUGCGCGUCGUAACCCUUCCCCCUUUUUUUGUAUAAAAAAAGAAAAACAAAAAGUGUUAUUUGUGCCGGGAAGAAUUUGCUGUCUUUGUAAUUUUAAAACUUUAAAAUAAAAACUAAAAAGGACAAAAA